Molecule: messenger RNA, 3849 nt
Organism: Porites lobata
Lineage: Eukaryota; Metazoa; Cnidaria; Anthozoa; Scleractinia; Poritidae
Source: the annotation of a GenBank genome assembly
GCGUAUCGUUUUGUUCCCGGCGACAAUACUCGAGGGAUGGAUUUUUUGGAUGGGUUUAGCGAAAUGCUAGAAGAUAUAGAACAUUUUGUACGCACCAAUCAUCAUCGUCACGAUAUGGUAGAGUUGUUUGUAAAUUCCAAUGAAUUUUCUAACGACGGUGUAUCCGUUCCACUUCACCGCGUGGAAGAUUUGAACAUGGACACUUUGUUCAUGGAAGUUGAAAAAGUGUCCCAGUCCAACGAGGGUCUCGGCCUCGACGACGAGAGCUUUACCGUGGAAGUUGUCUUGGUGAACAUGCCCAGGGGUGGAGGAUACGAGUCUCGCCAUUUGUUGCAUUCGUUUGGUCAAAAGACACACGACAUUUUGAAAAAUACGCGGGCUCUGUACUGUCCACCAGCGGGUUGUCAUCCUUAUUGUGCCGUCGUUUGCUUGAUUUUUGCCGACGAAUAUCUUCGACAUGGUGGAAGAAUGCGCAGACGAACAACUCUCGCAAGGGAGAGAGAAAUGAUAGAACAGGCUAGAAGAAUGUGCAGAAGAUGUGGGAUAACUCCUUCUCGACAAGGAUUGGAAUUGAAAGAUUUGGAGAAAAUCUGUAAAGUUUUUUUUAGAGAUCAUUCUGUUUUUGUGGUUAGUAAACAACAUUAUAAUAGUGUAGUUUUUACGUAUAAAGAUUCCCCUUUGGACAUAACCGAAUUUACAAUCUAUUUAUUUUUGGACGAUGGACAUUAUUAUUUCAUCAAGUCUUUGAAUUCUCUCAUGGGCAAACAUGGUUCAUUUUGUCCUAUCUGUGAAAAAUUUUUUCAGGGAAAGAAGGGGAAGGGGCACAAGUGCGACAACGGUCUCUGUCUUGCUUGUAAGACAGAGUGUGUGGCUCAGAGAAAGUGUUGCUACUGCCUGUCGGACGUAUCGGUGUGAUGCGUGUAGACGGUUGUUUUUUCGCCUCGGUGUUUACAAAAUCACACCAUUCGCGGUUUGUCGCGUAUGUAUCCCAAGACCUCUGUAUGUCAAGCCGUUGUUGCAUGUACCACUUGCGAUCUCGAUCUGAAAGCUAAAAACGGCGUCGCGCGCGAUAUAGAGGCAUAUACCGGCCGCAGACACGUUUGUUUCACCGGCAAAUGCUUUUGUUGCAAUCGGCGGGUCGACAUGUUGGAUCAUCAAUGUUACGUGCAACCGAUUCGUCCCGAUGAUGAAAAAUUUAAGAAACAACACGACAAGAAGCGAGGUGAGUACAUUUUUGCCGAUAUAGAAACCAUGAAGGAAGAGCGGGAUGGGGAGAGUGUUCUCACGUGCAAUUUGGUAGUUGUCAUUACCGAGGGAGGGCAAGAAUUCGUUUUUUCUGGGCGAGAUAGUCUGCAAAAGUUUGCAGAGUAUUUGUUUUGUGGUCCCGAUUCCCUUGUAUCGCACGACAAGAAUUACACCGUGUUAUUUCAUAAUGGAGCUCGUUUUGAUUGUUUUUAUGUUUUGAAGGCAUUUUGCGAUAACAUCGCGACCGAUGACCCCAAAGUGUUGUUCGACGGUAAGUCUCCUUUGAAGAUACAAUUCGGUAAGGUCCAAAUUAUCGAUUCGUUUCGAUAUUUCAUGGCACCUCUUGCCAAGUUACCUGCCAUGUUCGGAAUCACGGACGUCUGCAAAGGAAAAUUUCCGCACGAUUUUAAUACGAAACAUAACCAACAUUAUAGAGGCGUUAUUCCCGAUAAAGAGUUUUUCGGUACGAGAUUCAUGAAAAGUAAAGAACUAAAAGAGUUCGAGGAUUGGUACGAGGAGUGGUGGGUCGAAUAUCGUGCAGGUCGAAUUACGCACUGGGACUUGCAAGAAGAGCUUGUCAAGUAUUGUGUGGAUGACGUCAGGGUCUUAAGGCGAUGUUGGUUGACCAUGGCGAAAGAGAUGUACGACCUCAGCAAGUUGUGGAUAGGCAUAGGCAACUGUACCGGAGCCAGUUUUACUAACAUGGUCUUUAGGACAAUGUUGAAACCUAAUACGAUCGGUUUGAUUCCAAAAGGUAAGUAUUUCAAAAACCACAUUCAGUCUAAAGUCGGAAAAGAAUGGUUGGUUUGGAAUGAUGUGUUUUAUUAUGCCGGAGAAUUGCGUUACAGCGGAAAAGAGGCAGGAGAGAAGGUGAUCAGGGUGGGUAGGAAGAAAUAUAGGGUGGAUGGGUAUCACGAACCUUCCAAGUCAGUUCUAGAAUUUUUCGGUUGUGCUUUUCAUGGAUGUCCUCGUUGUUUCGAUAACGACUAUGUGUCUGUGUUUACAGGCAAGACUGCUCGUGUUAUGCAACUCGAGACAUCAGCUCGAUUAGCUGAUUUACAAUCUGAAGGUUUUGAAUGUGUUGUCAUUUGGGAGUGCGAUUGGAAAGCGCUCAAAAAUAGCGAUCAAGAAGUACGUCGCCAACUGGGAGAAAUUCGUGAAGAGUUAGCUUUUAAUAAACCGUUCAUGAAUCCGAGGGAUGCUUUGUACGGUGGCCGAACGGAAGCUUUUGCCAUGUAUGCGGGUGGAGAUGAUUCGGAUGAAUAUAUUCAAGCUGCAGAUGUCACCAGUCUUUAUCCGCAUGUCAUGAAGAAUAAGUUGUUUCCUUGCGCUCAUCCCAGCGUCAUUCGAGGUUCUCCCGAUAAAUUUUGUUACGAUCUGGAUAAGUAUUUCGGUUUGAUGUAUUGUAAAUUGAUUCCUCCCAGAGGACUUUUCAUUCCCACACUACCCUUCAGGUGUCCUCUUCGCAAUGGUAGUACGAAAUUGAUGUUUUGUUUGUGUUCGACGUGUGCCAAAACGUUACAACAAGAAGAUUGCCAUCAUUCGGAUGAGGAAAGGGCACUGGAAGGUGCGUGGUGUAGUGUGGAAGUGUAUCGAGCCGUGCGUGACGGUUAUCGACUCGUCGAGAUUUACGAAGUGUGGCACUAUGUCAGUGUUUCGCCUAGUAUUUUUACCGAAUUUGUGAAUGCCUUUUAUAAGAUUAAAACCGAGUGCAGCGGUUGGCCCGAAGGGUGUGAUUCGAUAGAGCAGAAAGAACGGUUUUUGAGAGAAUUUGCACAACACGAGGGAGUGGAAUUGGAUCCCGAUAAGAUCGAAAACAAUCCUGGCAAACGAUUUUGUGCCAAAAUUCUUUUGAAUAGCCUGUGGGGUUUUUUUUGUAGACGUUUGGACAAACCCAAAACUAGCAUUUAUCAUGAUGCAGAUCAAUUUUUUGCUUUCUGUUCCGACGAUACUCUUCACGACAAAUCUUUCAAACUCAUAAACGACACCACCGUCAUAGUCAAAGGAAAACAAAAUGAGGAGAGUGUUUUUCCCGAUAAAAAGGGUAAUGUUGUUGUUUCUUGUUUUGUCACUGCGUAUGCGCGUUUGGAAUUGCUCGAUAUCAUGCGAGCGGUGGACAUGCGGGUGCUCUAUGCGGAUACGGACAGUGUAUUUUAUCGUUUGUCUGAAGGUGAUGCAACACUUCCUUUAGGAGAUUAUUUGGGACAGUUAACCCCCGUUAUGCCCUCCAAAGAACAUGUCGGUAUUGAAUUUGUUGCUGGGGGGCCUAAAAAUUACGGUUUGAAAUAUUGUAAGAAAGGAGAAGAAGAUGAUGUUUCAAAGCAUAAAGCUUAUUUCAAAGUGAGAGGUAUCACUUUGAAUAAGAAGACGGAAGAAAUUGUAAAUUUUGAUAAACUUAAACAAUUUGUAUUAGAGAGUUUUGAAAAAAAAGAAUUAACGCCUAAUUCUGUCACUGUGGAAAAGUUCAACAUCAAGCGAGGUCUCAAAAAUGGUAUGUUUGAUGUUGCAAGUGAAGUGUUGGAAAAGAAAUAUCGUCUAGUCUUUGAUAAGCGUAGAAUAGAUUUCGAUUCCGAAGAUUUCGUGACUUAUCCUUUUGGUUACUGA